Molecule: messenger RNA, 2602 nt
Organism: Verruconis gallopava
Lineage: Eukaryota; Fungi; Ascomycota; Dothideomycetes; Venturiales; Sympoventuriaceae
Exons: 1
Coding region: 546-1793 (415 amino acids)
Biological process (GO): phospholipid transport; mitochondrion organization
Cellular component (GO): ERMES complex
Molecular function (GO): lipid binding
Source: RefSeq, a predicted model, not a curated record
GUUCUGGAAAAAGCUGGCUGCAUUCAAACCCCGUCUUACUGCCCCAAGGAUUCUUCCGUUCGACCACACCGCUGCUAGCCUCAGUCGCUCCACUUCAAAAACGCUACAAACACUGGCCUCGCCCGCGCUGGCUUAGACGGACCACCAAGCUUAUUUUCUGUGCCGGGGAACUCACGGCGGACACGGGCCGUUUGCGACAGAAUCCCCGACGGACAGCACGUGUUCCGUCUCUGCUUUGACUAUUUUCUGCAGCUGAACGUCGCUGCUUGUGGCAACACUGUCGACAAGCUGUGCCUCCUGCACGAACGCUCAGGUACCAGUUCCCGCUCGUCCAGCGUUGCUCACGCGUCAUUCGAAACCUCGGCUCGCAUCCGAAGCCAGAACUCCCGUCCUUCGUGUACAGCCUAGCAGCGGCGAUGGUGCAAGCCUUGUCAGUGUGGUGGUCCGAUUGACAUACCUGCUACACGUGGUUUGUCAGCCAUUCGGAUCGCAAACCUGGUUCCGCGCAACAUUGUGAUCAGUCAACUAGCAAGAAUUGUCUCCCCAUGUCCGUCGACAUACAUUGGGAUGCGCUUACAAGUGGCCCGGACGGCGAGCGAAUCGCGGAGACUGUGCGCGCCUUCAUUCACGAAAAGUUCCAGCAGGUCACACUCCCACGCUUCAUCCGCAGCGUCCAGGUGCAUGCGUUCGACUUUGGAAGCGUAGCACCAAAGGUAGAAAUCAAGGACAUUUGCGACCCUUUGGCAGACUUUUACGACGAGCAUGAGAACGGCUGUUCUUCCCAAAGUGAUGGCUGCCAAGACUCUCCCUCGGAGCAACAACCCACAACGCAGUCAGCGGCAGGGGUAUCAAACGCACGAGCAAACCACCGAUCGCAAGCUGCCGACAUGCCAAACGAGGGUGCUAGUCAAGCACCAGAGAACCACGUUUCGCAUGUAGAUACGAGGACUAGGGGUUUGAGAGAGAUUUCGCAUCCAUUGGAUCAGCCAGCCAGCCCAUUAUUCUCAAGCCUGCCGACGCCGGGUAUACCAGGAGGUACAUCGAACUUGACAUAUUUUCAUUUACCAUUUGGUCCAGGACUUUCUGGCACGGCCACGCCGCUGGCUGCUGUUGCAGGCGCUCAUUUCCAGAAUGGCCGCUCGGACAAUGUGUCCACGUUGCGCCCCACGUUGCCGCCACCUAGCGUGGAAGAGACGUUAUAUACCUCGUCGAUUGGCGACCCACAAUCAAGGCCAGAUUCGCAGCACCAGCACAUGGACGCGUACAAUGAGGAAAAGCCUCGUCUGAGUGACACAUCUGGUAUGAUGCUUAACACGGCUGGCGAACAAUUCGACCGUGAGAGAGACCCUAACGACAUUCAAGUCGUUGCCCACGUUGAGUAUGCCGGUGAUCUUCGGCUAUCUUUGACUGCUGAAAUACUUCUUGAUUAUCCCAUGCCGAGCUUCGUUGGCAUUCCGCUUCAGCUCAACAUCACUGGGUUACGAUUUGAUGGCAUUGCUAUCCUAGCAUACAUCAAGAAGAAAGCCCAUGUGUGCUUUCUGUCCCCCGAGGAUGCUGAGGCCUUCGUAGACCGACCUUUCACCGAGUCCGAAGGUGACGCCGGCUCGGACAGGUCCAAGACCUUCGGGGGCCUACUGGAGGAAAUCAAAGUGGAGAGCGAAAUUGGGGAGAAAGAGAACGGAAAGCAAGUUCUGAAGAACGUUGGAAAAGUGGAAAGGUUUAUCUUGGAGCAAGUGCGCCGCAUCUUUGAGGAUGAAUUCGUGUAUCCAAGCUUUUGGACGUUACUUGUCUAAACGUUAACACUCCACAUGGCCAUUGACCUUGCUCAACUGGAGCGUCGUAGGCUACAGUGGCUGACAGCGACCGGCGUUAGCGGCCCGCGCAAGCGAAGAGCGUCCCACCAGGUCGAAAACUCCGAGUUAUUCUCAUGCACCAAUUCGAUGUUUUUUUUAUUUGGGGGGGGGGGUGGAAACAACCUCGAAUCAGCCGCAAAUAUGAAAUCAGCUGCAACAAUCAAGCAUGGUAUUAUCUGCCUGUGCCUCCUGGGAAUAAUUGGAAAUUUGAUCAUCACGAGAUCCGGAAGACUUCAACCUCGCCUUGGCUAACUGCUCCAUCGUUCCGAAUAUGCAGUCACCCCUGUUGACAAAGCUCCGGCUGGGUCGGUGGCGUUAGCUUCUCGAACUGUUCCAUAUCUCGCCUGGCCAAACUCCUACGCCUUCUUUGCAGGCAGCUUCGCCCGGUAUCAAUCUAACGAGCGGUAACAUGGGGGUUUGGUGGUUUGUGGCUCUUACGAAUCCGUACCUCACUCGUUGCUGGGGCCAGGCUAUAAAUCGAUGGAAAAAUUUCUGUCCCUUGCUGGGGCCCACCUUAGAGAAUAGUUCACAAAGUAUGGCCAGGUAGGCUGGUACGCUGAAUGAAUCGCGUUGUAAAUUGAUGGAAACCCCCUUGGCUGUUCAACAAAACAUGAAAAGUUGGACAUGACCAGACUCUGUAAUUUAUCCACUGCAAAAAUCAGGUGAUUGAUGGGAUAUCUAAAUUCAGGACGUGUCAAGUGCAGGUAGAAAUGUUUUGUAAUAAUUUCCGGGCCUCAGGGUUGUCGCAA